AUGGCACCGUCCGAUGCCGAUGCCGAUGCCGACACCUUCCACGCCUUCCCGUCUCUGCCGGCCGAGCUGCGGUGCAUCAUCUGGCGCCUCGCUGCGUUCCCCCGCAUCGUCACGCUGCACCAGCGGCCGCCGAGGCUGGGAUCCAAGCGAAAUCCAAAAUACCUCGUCGACCAGUACUUAUUCCAUUGCGACUCGGUGCCGGCCGUCCUUCAUGCCUGUCGCGAAUCGCGCAGAGAGGCGCCCUACGUCCGCACCCUCCGCGACCGCAAGAGCCCACGUUACAUCUGGCUCAACUACGAGCUCGACACCGUCCGCUUUGUCGACAACGCCAUCUUCCUUGACAGACUAAGCGACCAAGAGUGCGCCGCCAUGAAGCGCAUUAUACUGCACUUCAGCGAGAUCGACCCUAAUUACUUCGCAGUCGGCGUAAACGAUCUGGACAGGUUUUGCAACCUCGAGAGCGUGCAAGUACAUACCGCAUAUGGCUUCGCUCCGUGGAGCCAUACGGUAGGAUUCCUCGAACGUGCAUUUCAACAUUGGUUUGGGGGCUGCAACGACGGGUGGGUGUGUCCCGAGAUCAGCUUGAUAGACCUCGAGACUGGCUUCGAGCUAAUUUCCCCCGGUCCGGAAUUUCGCCGGGCACCGAAAUCCGGCUCUGAUUUUAUUGUCCGAUCGGUCAGGGAACUAGGCAGCAAUAUGCGCCUAGCCAAGAACACGCUUCCCCAAACGACACUCUUCAACAAUCACGAUCUCUUUGAGAACAGCGAGACAUCUCUGCCGCACCGUCGAGUAUCACGACUACCUGUAUGAAAACCAUAUACAAGGAAAAUGGGAAGAGGCAGGCAUGACGGUCGGGGAGACGACAGAUUCGGCCUGCAACAAACUCUUUGGCCUCAAAAGGCGCUCCCUACGGUGCGGCAGCAUACCACUUCACCGCAGUCGGGCCGGACCAGGUCUACAAGAUUGCGUGACAACAGUUCACAUCUGCAAGCUUUAUGGAAUUGCUGUUACAGGCGUGCUAGAGGCUGGCGCAUAAGGUAGA
Molecule: messenger RNA, 1042 nt
Organism: Microdochium trichocladiopsis
Lineage: Eukaryota; Fungi; Ascomycota; Sordariomycetes; Xylariales; Microdochiaceae
Exons: 3
Coding region: 1-810 (269 amino acids)
Source: RefSeq, a predicted model, not a curated record